Messenger RNA from Daucus carota subsp. sativus, 3304 nucleotides. RefSeq names its product tyrosine-protein phosphatase DSP1. The record is from RefSeq and is a predicted model, not a curated record. Gene Ontology annotation, biological process: protein dephosphorylation. Lineage: Eukaryota; Viridiplantae; Streptophyta; Magnoliopsida; Apiales; Apiaceae. The transcript has 10 exons. Gene Ontology annotation, molecular function: phosphatase activity. Bases 121 to 807 code for a protein of 228 amino acids. Gene Ontology annotation, cellular component: cytoplasm.
CCAAUUCUGAAUCUUCAACUAAUCUCUCUUCUUAACACAACUCAACACACACCACUCUCUCUCUCUCUCUCUCUCUCUCUCUCUCUCUCUCAAUACACAAGCAGCGAGACGAGAGUUAAUAUGAAAGCAGUCAGCGUGACAGACGGCGACGGCAACGGCGACACGUGUAGAACGAUCGGCGUGGCGUUAGUAUCGGGAUCAUCACCGACCGGCGAGGCCUACGAAUAUGACGAACAGUACACGCCGCCUUUCAACUUCGCAAUGGUCGAGAAUGGAAUAUACAGGUCUGGCUUUCCAGACUCCACUAACUUCUCCUUCUUGCAAACCCUCUCCCUUCGCUCCAUCGUAUAUUUGUGUCCGGAGCCAUACCCAGAGGUGAACGCUGAGUUUUUGAGGUCCAAUGGCAUUCGUUUGUUUCAGUUUGGUGUUGAUGGUAGUAAGGAACCUUUUGUCAAUAUCCCAGAGGAUACAAUCCGUGAAGCACUAAAAGUUGUCAUUGAUAUUAGAAAUCACCCCCUUUUAAUUCAUUGCAAACGAGGCAAGCACCGAACAGGCUGUGUGGUAGGGUGCCUGAGAAAAUUGCAAAAAUGGUGCCUGACCUCAAUCUUUGAUGAGUAUCAGCGCUUUGCAGCUGCCAAAGCUAGGGUUUCUGAUCAGAGGUUUAUGGAGCUCUUUGAUAUCUCGACUUUCAAGCAUAUACCUAAGGAGUUUUCAUGUCUAAAGAGGAUGAAUUUCAGCUUUGAAGGGACAAUAAUAUCUUACCCUCCCAAGGACAAUGAAGCUUUCUUUUCGUUUCGUGGGCAAUAAGUAGCAGCUUCUCUUGUUUGAAGUACCCAAAAUCAUCUCGAAAUCUCGCUAUAAUUACAAGAAUAUUAGCAAAUAUUAUAGGAUUUUGUUUUCUAUUGUUUCAGCAUUAUAGGCUGACUAUGCUUCACUAGGAGGUCUUUCAGGCUGUAGCUAGUAUGUUUAGUCUUGAAUACUACCUUUCACCUGAUGGUUUUAAUAAAAAGCUGUAGCAAAUAUUUUUCAACAUCUGUUUUCCUACGUCAACAAUAGAAGAUCAAGCCUCUUUAGAUGUCACUUCGCUUGUAAGAGUUUAUGUUGAUAUUUACAGGCAUCUUGAUGAGGGGAGUUAAACUUAUUACUUUCGAGAGCAUGUUUAUUUUCUAGAAAAUAGUACAACACCUAAUGAAAUCCAACACCUAAGAUAAUAUAUCAAUUAAUCGAGAUAUUGGUUAAUCAAUCAAUUCAUAAUUUAUUAAUUUAUCAUUAGAUUACAUUAAUAUAUCGAUUAAUAUACAACUACAAUAAAUUUUCAAACAUAACCAUAACAUUCAUAAAUGCAGUUCAUGAAGUUAAUUAGACUACAUUCAUGAAUGUAAUUAAGGGCAUGUUUGGCAUUCGUAAAAAGUUGGUUUAAACUAUUUGGUUAAUCUGGAAGCAGUUUUUCUCAACAACGCUUUUGGUUAAAAUUAUGUUUUUCAUGAACGCUACUUUUUUUGGCAGGAUCAAGCCCUUAAAGAAACAACUUUAUAAAUUACACGAUUUUUAUUCUAAAACAAAGUCAUACAAAACCUUGGAUCAAAAACAUAUAUGUGUGCUUGUGUGUGUGUGUAUAUGUAUAAAGUGUUACUCCAAUACUAUCCAAAUUAGCUUACAAAUUAAAAACUAGUCCCCAACCAAUUUUUAAUCACUAUUUUCACUACAGAAUUCACCCAUUUGUACAUCACAAACACACUGUUUUAUAUAUCAACGUAUAUGAUCAUCAUCUUCACCCGUAUUGCAAUAAAGGACUUCAUGUCACCAGUACCUACACCUUUUAUCACUUGCCACCAUCACCCACCACCUUUUAUGACUUACCACAACUAACAACUACUUACCACCAUCAUACACCUCUUUAUCUUUUACGACCAUCACGGACCUCCUACAACUACAAUUGAUCAUCAAUAAUUGACCACCAAUAGUUAACAUAAGUAGAUUUUCUCAAUUGUGAAAAAUAGAAAUUGCUGAGUUUACUGUAUAAAACAAUUAUUAAUGAAGUAUAAACGGGUUAUUUCUGUAGUUGUAAACAGUGAUUGUGGAAUUGGUUUUUAGUUUGUAUUUAAGAAUUGGUUUGUAUUUAAUCACUAGGCUAUGUAUAUAUAACAACAUAUUAACGUAUUAUUAGCAAAACUAAAAAUGUAAUUUCAUUCAACGUCAAACAUCAUAUACACAACAUUGAUCAAAAUCAGGGUUCUUGAACUUGCUUGGGUUUCCUUCGGAGGCUCAAAAGGAAAUUGAGAAGCACUAAUUUAAGUCUUGUCUUUUGUGAUGAACUUUUUGUGCGGAGCCCAUGCUUAUUUGUAACUACAGAAAAAGGUUUCCUAUAGAAAAUGACAUCGAUUUGAUUUUAUGACCCUUGGAGCUGUUGGUAUUUUCUUCGUGCAACUGAGACCAACCUUGUGUCAUUUUACUAGCAGUGAGUAGUUGACUCUUCAAUUUUUGUAUCCAACUAUAGAAGCUUAGGAUUAUAGUGAUUAUACCAUCUAAUCCUAAUGUAAUUAAUACCUUUUUGUAAUAAUUUUUGCAAAAAAAGAUAAAAAAGUUAAAUAAAAUUCCUUUGAUGUACCUUUUGUGAUUAACUUGUAUUCGGAGAACCUUUCACUUCUUUGGGCAACAAGAUGGCAAUUUUGGUCCCAUACUCCCAUAUAGUAAAGGACAUUUGAAGGCAGAAGGUGGGGGAUAUGAUGAUUCUGUAGCACGAAAUUGCUAGAAGGGAAAGUGGAAAUGGAAAGGAUGCCGAGUCAGUUUCCAAUUGAUAUCACUAUUUUCAGGUCGGCAAAAGCAGCCAUUUAAUUGAGUUAAUAAAGUUGUAUGGUUCUUUAUAGGAAAGACAGGAAUAAUGCAGUAUGACAAUAACGUCACGAGACUGAGGACAAGAAGGCCGCCGGGGGACCAGCCAGGCCGAAUGUGUAUUAGAUAACUGUCAUUAUCUCUAUCGAUUAUGUUGAUCCACUCAUCCCGCCCACAUGCCCAUGGCUCACACAACAGUUGGGCGGUAAGAAAAGUUAGCUACAUGAUUGUUUUCAAAGCUUUCUAACGUGGCUCAGAAUUUAGAGACCAUUUUUUAAUGAUCACACAACUGUUGCAGGUGUUUUGUUUAAGAAGAGUUUAGAAAGGCUUUGCUGCUUUACCUUUUUGUAAGUUUGAUGUAUAUAAUAUGCUAUCAUUGUUACACAUAUUUACAUAUACGAUAUAACGUUAUCACAUAUGAUUGUCACAAUAUAUUUAUGUAUAUGAUGGUAUAUGACAGCUUUUUUUUCUA